This is a messenger RNA of Salpingoeca rosetta, 1928 nucleotides long. RefSeq lists its product as uncharacterized. Bases 35 to 1819 code for a protein of 594 amino acids. Gene Ontology annotation, biological process: cytoplasmic microtubule organization; microtubule nucleation; mitotic cell cycle. Gene Ontology annotation, cellular component: gamma-tubulin complex; equatorial microtubule organizing center; centrosome. Gene Ontology annotation, molecular function: microtubule minus-end binding; gamma-tubulin binding. NCBI's taxonomy places the organism in Eukaryota, Choanoflagellata, Craspedida, Salpingoecidae. The transcript is spliced from 19 exons. The record is from RefSeq and is a predicted model, not a curated record.
CACACACACACACACACACACACACACACACAUCAUGGGAGAGGUGGUAGAGCUGCUGAGUGGCGACCUCUUUGCCAUGUUGGCAGGCAUUGACGGAGAAUGCUUUGUGCUGCGCAAGGACCGCUUUCGGGUGCGCCCCGGCUUGCAAGGCAUUACCAGUGCAGAGCACGAGAUUCUGGACAAGCUGUGCGUUCUUGGCACAACGUUCAGAACCCUGGAAGUCUUUGUGGAUACCCAGCUCACAGAGAACGCAGGGAUUUACAGAACCGCAGUGGCAGAUGCACUGGACACCGUGUUGGACACGUACCGAGAAGAAAUCUUGCUGGCACAAGACAAGUUCAAUGCCGGUCAUGAAACAGCGCUGUCCAACCUUGUGUACCGCUUCAACCACUACUUUGUGUUGUUCCCAUUGCUGGCCAACACAAUGGAGGAAAUCACACACAGACAGCUAUCCGGGUGCCGCCUGCUGUCAUUCCUGCACGACCGACUCGACCAGCCACCAGACCUGCGCGGGCCCUUUGCCCUCCUCAUGCGCGAGUGUCUGCGUGUGUUUCUGCAGCACGUUGCGGAUUGGGUUGUGUAUGGCACGCUCAGCGACCACAGGGGUGACUUCUUCGUUCAGCGCAUCUCCGACAGCCGACAGAAGCAGGGUGAUGCCUAUCGCGGCGUGUGGGACGACUAUGAUCUGAAUGCAAAGCAGUUGCUGAGCUCCAUCAGCAAGCGAACACACGUGCGGAUGCUGGAGUUGGGCCUGUACACGCUACUCCUGCAGGGUGGCAGCCCAACAUCGGGUGCACAGGGCAUCUCGGAGGAUGAGCAGCGGGAGCUGGAGCAGACGAUCCUGUCGCUGCUGAGCGAUUCUGGACUUGAUGCUGUGCAUCUCGAUCAAACACUCGCACACAUCCACGAACGCCUGUCAGAGCACGUGUGGCGGUUGCUGAUGCAACAAGCGGACCUCGUUGCCACACUGCAGCUGGUGAAGGAUAUGUUCUUGUUGGGCAAAGGCGAUUUCUUUGUUGCGUUUCUUGAAGAGGCAACAGACGCCCUCACAGGCCCCAUUACUUCAAAAUCGUCAGCGGAAGUCCAGUCCUGUUUCGAAAAUGCAUUUGUCGAGGUUGGCCUGGACAAGAGUCCACUCAUGUCCAUGUUCACCGUCGACGUCGAUCAAGCCCGCAGCAGUGCACGCCUUGCUGUUGACGCCGCGCGCAUGAGAAUGAUGCGGUUCGCGCAGCCGCUGCAGGUCCUCUUCACCAACGCCGUCCUGACCAGAUACGACGCGGUGUUUCGGUUUCUCCUCAAACUCCGCGUGACGCAGCACGCCCUCGACCUCUGCUGGAAGAAGCAGAUGAAGUCUCGACGCCACCAGUCCUCUGCAGAGCACACGACCAUGUGGAUUGUGCGCAGUCACAUGGCGCACAUCGUCACCAGCUUGCAGUCGUACAUCCACUCUGACGUGUUGGAGGCAGAGUUUGGGGAGCUGCUGCGGGCGAUCCAGAAGCGAGCGUCGCUGACGUCCAUUCUUGACCACCAUGCACGCUUCCUCGACAACAUUGCUCGCCGCACCUUCCAGAGCAUGGACAAGGUGACGAGCGAGAUUGACACGCUACUGAACACGUGUCUGGACUUUCAUCAUCUGCUUACCCGUUACCCAUCGCCGGGCCUUGUUCCCCGCGACCAAGUCACCGCCGUAGCAGAGCGGUUCUACAAGAUCAUGGCGUUUCUGGUUCCGGUGCUAAUGACGGUGAAGGACCGUCAUCUCUCCCAACUCCUCCUCCGUGUCGACUUCAACCAGCACUUCAGCUUAAUGCGAAGGCCCUGAGGAAUGCUUGCGUGCGUGUGAUGGAGGCAAUGCGUGGCGAACUGGGUUCGCAGUUGCAUGGCGUGGUGGAUGGGGUGGUGUUAAUUGCAGUACAACAUAUGUGGCAGGA